Molecule: messenger RNA, 1903 nt
Organism: Chlorocebus sabaeus (green monkey)
Lineage: Eukaryota; Metazoa; Chordata; Mammalia; Primates; Cercopithecidae
Source: RefSeq, a predicted model, not a curated record
CUGGAAUCUUUGGAAUGAUAAUAUGGAUUAGAUUAUGUCUGAUAUGACUUCAGCUUCAUUUUCUCUCUUUCAGGGUGGAAUUAUUAAAAUUCAAACCCUGGGAAACUAUGAAUGUUUGUGGAAUGUGAUGUUGAACAAGAGUAACUUCCAAAGUGGUGUACAAAUGCUCUCUUGUGGCCAUUUCAGAGAUUGUGCUACAAUUUAUCUACAAAACAAAAGCAACCUAACAGGCAAUGUCAGUGAUGGCCAUCUUUGUGCCACAUCCUGUGCUGGAAAUCCUCAGCACAGAGACUUCACCAGUCUGACAACUGACAGAGAUGCCUUCAGAAUCCUUUGGCCCUGGAGAUUCAAAAGCCUCCAAAACGGAUUUGGCUGCUAUUUCCCGAGCAGGGAAGCAGAGCUCCAAGCUGGUCAAGGCUUGGCUGGCAAUGGCCUUGUCAUUGGGGUAGCUGGCUUCCACAUGUCCUGCACAGUCAGCAGGAAACUUGUGGUGGAAAAUGUCACCUCUUGGUACAACCAGUAUGACCUGCAGAAUGAAACUCAAGGAAGUCACCAACUUUGGAAAGAGAUGGUCAUUCCAUGGCACCAAACGCUGGUCACAACAGCCUGCUUUUUCUUUGGCUUCAUUCUCCCUCUGGCUAUAGUCACUGGCUCCUACAUCCUUGUAGCCUUGAAGUUAAGAGAAAGGCAGCUCGUUAGGUUCAGCUGACCCUUCCAGGUCCUUGUGACUGCGGUAACUGCCUUCUUCCUCUGCUGGUUGCCCUUGCAAGUGUCCCUGUGGCUGGACUUCACAUCCUUCCAGGAAGACAGAGAGGGCCUGACCCAGGUGGCCUUACUCAUAAGCCACCUAACCUCAUCUAUGGACUUUAUCAACAGCUGUCUCAAUCCAGUUCUCUACGUCUUCACUGGGCAUGAUUUCUGGGAGCACUUGCUCCACUCCCUGCUAGCUGCCUUAGAACAGGCACUCAGUGAGGAGCCAGACAGCAACCUGAAUCCCAGCUCCCAGGCAGUUGAGUCCUUUAUAACAUGAUCCAAUUUCUUAUUCCAUUUUCUCACCACUCAAUCCUCUUCCCAAACAACUCUACCGUAAUCCAACAUCCAAAAGAAUUUAAGAGAAUAAACCACAACUUUUAAGUGAGCUCUAUGUGCCAGGCUCUGAUCAUUUCUUUGCUAUUCAUCAGAGUUCUGAUAUAUUAAAUGAUGGGUUGGGGGAGGGCACCAAGAGGGAAGCUUAAUGAACACCUAAUCUGCCAAGGCCUAAAGUAACGGGAGCCCUUCAUAUACCUGAUAUUGCAAAUUCCCUUUGGGUUAGAAGUAAUACAUCUCUUGUGGAAAUGAUAGUGAUUCAGCCGUUUAUUUUAGCUUUUGUUAAAUCAAUAUAGAGAAAAAACCUAGAGGGGAGAAAAUAGAUUGAAUACUAAAAUGAAGACCUAACUCCUUAAUGGAUAGGCAGGAGGUAAGACAGCCGGCAUUUGCCAUUUCAAAGAGAGCCCUGUCUUAUCAGGAAUUAUAUACGUGGGUAAGCAGCAAUCUCAAAAUUAGGGCCUAUGCCAGGAGAGAUAAAACCUUAAAGGAUAAACAUUUGAAAUACAUAAUUUUAGAAACUAAGGAGAAGAGUUCCUGGGCCAAAUUAAAUGAACUAAUUAGUCAUGAUAGUUGUUCCCCAAUUCAGACUUAUUGCUAAGAAAACACUUGAAAAUCUGUAAGUCAAAGUUUCAGAGACAGAAUUAAACACAGAAGAAAUAGAAGUUAGAGGGAGAGUAUAGCCAUGGUCCUGGCAAAACAACUGUGAGUGCUGGGAUAGGAAGUGGGAUAAGUGGCCCCAAGAGUAAGAAGAUGAAGGAUGCAGGCUAAGCCUGAGAAAGUCCUCAGGGAGAGUAGGAAUUUUGCCCAGGCCUAGAGG